AUGGUUGCCUCCGUGUCGCCCGCCCAGAGCGGCCGUGGGCAUGGCGGCACCUUCACUGCGCCAUCGUCACCGACCUCACGUGUCUUCGAGUCCAAGGACCCUAUUACCAUGGUGCGCCAAGCGCUGGACGCCGAAGAACAGCGGAUUCGUGUCAGUGAUCAUCUCACACGCGAGACCUUCGAUGUAACUCUCUCUCGCAGCGCACCGUACGCGUCGCCCCUCAUUUCGCCCUACCGUCCAGACGAGUCCAAAUCCAUGCAGUCACAGGGCCAUGACUGGCAUGCAGGCACCAUCACACCCCCGCCCUCACGACGUCGGCGGCCACGGUGGAUGCGGUACAACGACGAAGACGUGGAAACACCCCCCGACGUGCCUUCGCGCGGCGGGAUCGGGGCCUUUGUGUGGUACCCAGAUGCGCGAUCACCGAUUCCCAGCCGCCACGGCUCCCCGGUCGCGGCCACCGCCCCGCACGAGUCCGCGCCGAUCUCGUCGUCGCCCGUGACGUCCAUGUCCUCGCCCGCGCUCACGCCAUCGUCGCCCCCCUCGACAGCGCUACGUACGCCAGGGACGACGCAUGUGGCCAGCGUGCCGCCGACAUCGCCCCCCGCCUCGCCACCGUCGAUGCCCUCGUCCCCUCCCCCGCCCAUCUCGUCUGCGUACGGGUCCUUAGCGCCGACACGCGCCUCGAGUAUUGCCUCGCGCUCCAGUCGCGCGGAGGCAGGCACGGAUGCAUCGUUUCUUACGUCGUCCUCGGCCAUGUACUACGAUGCGCCAUCGACGCUGAGCCAUGACCGCACGGAACCGCCGCUGAUGGAUGUGCAUGCCAUGCUAGGCACCGACGCUAUGCCGUCGACUUCCUCGGCCCCGGCGGAGCAGGUCGUGCCGGCGAUCAAAGAAUCCCCGCGGCCGCCCGCCUCCGUCCAGGGCGUUCGCACCGACCGUGAGCAGGAAGCGAUCGCAGCACGCCAGGCGCUGGCGCAGCGCCGUAGCUCCCACAGCAUGUCGGCCAUCAGCACGGCGAUGGUGCCGCAGCGCAUGAAUACCUCGUCGACCAUCUCGGCGACGGAGCGGACGUUUGACCAGGAAAUGGCCGAGAACGCGGAUGCCCUGCGUCGGUCCUGGCGCGCCAAGAACCAAGGCAGCACGGCCAACGACCAAACAGGCCAUGUCGUGCCGGCCGGCCUCAAAGGCAACUUGAUCGGCGAAGACCAUGUGAACUAUGUGCUCAUGUACCACAUGCUCACAGGCAUCCGCAUCGCCGUGUCGCGCUGCGAGGCACGGCCCCCGGCGCCGCUCACCAGUGCCGACUUUGGCGCAAAGUACAAGUUUACGUUUGACAUCAUCGGCAAUGAACUUGCGUCCAAGUCCACGUACGACUUCAAGUUCAAGGACUACGCCCCGAGCGUCUUCCGCGAUUUGCGGCGGCACUUUGGGCUGGAUGCCGGCGACUAUCUGCUCUCGCUCGCGGCCAAGUACAUCUUGACCGAGCUGGGCUCGCCUGGGAAGAGCGGCUCGUUCUUCUACUUCUCCCACGACUACCGCUUCAUCAUCAAGACCAUCCGCCAUGGCGAGCACAAACUGUUCCUGAAAAUCCUGCAGCCGUACUACGAGCACGUCCAAGCGAAUCCACAGACGCUCCUCAGCCAGUUUUACGGCCUGCAUCGCGUCAAGCUGCCCGGACGGAAGAAGAUCCACUUUGUGAUUAUGAACAACCUGUUCCCGCCUCACCGCGAUGUCCACGAACUGUACGAUCUAAAGGGCUCGUACGUCUCGCGCGAGCAGACAUCGUCCAACCCCCAUGCCGUGCUCAAAGAUACCAAUUGGACCAAGCGAGGACGCGUCAUCGAGCUCGGCCCUGAAAAACACGCCCUCUUUGAAAAGCAGCUGCGCGCCGACGUGGCGCUCUUGCAGCGCCUGCGGCUGAUGGACUACUCGCUGCUGAUCGGCCUGCACGACGUCGCGGCAGGCGCCGGUCUCCAACGGACCUCGACACUGCGCGGCGGCGGCGUUCAGCCCAUGCUCCGCAAGCCUUCGAUCGUGGUAUCGCCCGUAGACGAUCCACGCGAUACCUCUGUCCAGUCGCCCGUCUUACGAGGUGGCGAGCGCGAUGCGCACAUGCUCUUUGCACGAGACGCGGCCAACCUCACGGACACGCCCGAGACACAAAACAAGCGCCAUGCGGAGAGGCAGCGGCAAGUGGUGUUUUACCAGGACGAAGGUGGCUUCCGUGCGACCGAUGCGCAGAACCACCCGCUGCCAGUCAUCUACUACCUGGGCAUCAUCGAUAUCUUCACACAGUACGACGCGGUGAAGCGCGCAGAGCAUGCGUGGAAGAGCAUUUGGUACGACCGCCGCGGUAUUAGUCCCGUGCCGCCCCGCCAGUACGGCGAGCGAUUCAUUCGCUUCCUUGUACGCCAAAAGCACCCCUAA
This is a messenger RNA of Malassezia pachydermatis, 2430 nucleotides long. Its product is annotated as saicar synthase-like protein. The record is from RefSeq and is a predicted model, not a curated record. The coding region runs from base 1 to 2430 and encodes 809 amino acids. The transcript has a single exon. Lineage: Eukaryota; Fungi; Basidiomycota; Malasseziomycetes; Malasseziales; Malasseziaceae. Gene Ontology annotation, molecular function: phosphatidylinositol kinase activity. Gene Ontology annotation, biological process: phosphatidylinositol metabolic process.